Molecule: messenger RNA, 1732 nt
Organism: Vidua macroura (Pin-tailed whydah)
Lineage: Eukaryota; Metazoa; Chordata; Aves; Passeriformes; Viduidae
Gene: CCN5
Product: cellular communication network factor 5
Exons: 4
Coding region: 62-742 (226 amino acids)
Biological process (GO): signal transduction; cell adhesion
Cellular component (GO): extracellular region; extracellular matrix
Molecular function (GO): integrin binding; heparin binding
Source: RefSeq, a predicted model, not a curated record
CGAACACUGCCUCCAAACUGCCUGGGGGGUGAUGUGCUGAAGUGGCACAGGGGAGAGCAGCAUGAGGCUCCAGCUGGAGAAGCAGCUCCUCUUCCUCUCCCUCCUCUGCAUUCUCUCCAAGGUUUGUGCCCAGCUGUGCCGGAGACCAUGCUACUGUCCCUGGGUGCCACCGCGCUGCCCCCGCGGGUCCCCCCUGGUCCUGGAUGGGUGUGGCUGCUGCAAGAUCUGUGCUCGGCGCUUGGGAGAGCCCUGCGACUUCCUGCACGUGUGUGACCAGAGCCAGGGCCUCGUCUGUGACUACAGCUCAGCAUCUGCAGGGACAGGAGGCAUCUGCAACUUUGAAGACGAUGAGGAAGGCUGCGAGGUGAACGGCCGUGUCUAUCGAGACGGGGAGGUUUUCCAGCCCAGCUGCAAAAUCCAGUGCCAUUGCUUGGACGGGGGCUUCAACUGCAUCCCGCUCUGCCAGGAGAAUGUGCGGCUGCCCACCCCGGACUGCCCCUACCCCCGCCGCGUGGAGAUCCCAGGGAAGUGCUGCCCGGAGUGGAUCUGUGAAGCCCAGGACCAGCACCUUCCCCGGGAUGCCAGGGCAGAGGGGAAGAGGAGGUCGUUUGUAGCUGUGCCCACCCCGGAUUCACCCUGGAGCCAACGCCUCAUCCCGGCAAAGAGUCUGGCACAAACCCAUGGCCCUGUGGUUACGGUGAAGAUGGAGGGUGUUUCCACUGGGAAAACAGAGAAGAAAUGAUGGACUUUGGCUGCAAAGGAGGCUGGAAACAGAGACCAAGAUCCCCGUGUCACCCAUCACCUGCCUCCUCUGUACACCCCGCUACCCCAGACAGGGUUACUGGGCAGCAUUCCGAGUUCCUUAGGCUGAAUGAAAUGGGAAAUGGGGAAAUCCUGCUCCAAGCAUAAACCCACCCAAGAAACCAGGAAUUCGUCCUUUCCUGGACCAGUGGGCCUUCUGAAGAGGUGAUGCUGCUUCUCCACCACAUCACGCAGCUCUGCUUUGCAGGGACUUCAAGAGAGACCAUCUCCAGCACCUGGAAGCCAAAAUCCCUGGAGGGAACCCUCCCAGGGAGGGAGCAGGUCAUCAAGCUGCAGGUCAUCAGCAAGCCCACAAGUCACUGCCACACCAGGCUGAGCUGCUCGACCAUGCAGGAGCUCAGCCAACCCAUGGUACUCACCCUGCCUUCCCGGGCAUGGGCAGGGUCCUCCUGAUGGCAGCUCUAACUCACCUUCCCCUCAUCCCUCCAGAAUAAACACGAGCCUUCCCGCUCUGCCUGGCCUCCUUCCCUCCAAAGCGCUGGUGGUUUGGCAGGGCUUCGGCAAGCGAGGAGCUCAGACACCGGAGACUCCGCUCGCAGCACCAGACAUACCGCCUGCCAUCCAAGCACACUCCCCGCGAGCCAGGGCCAAGGGAAAAGCAGCAAAAAGGGAAAACAAAUCGCAAAGAUGAGUCGGAGCCGUCUCCCGACGGGCUGAAGCUGCUCCAGCCAUGCGGGAGUCGGCGCAGGAGAGCUGCUCGGCUGCUCUGGCUGUGCUUUCUCCCAGUAAAAAGUCCUUCUGGGUGAUGGAAAAUGAAACCCAAAUGCCCUCUAACGGCCUCGCACAAAUGUGCAGAGGGAACGCGCGUUCCACCGCGGGAAGGGCAGCUGGAAGGAGCAGCGGUUUGGGUGACGUGUCCACGUGAGAGAUGAACUUUUUAGAUGCAUAUUUCUGGAACUAAAAAUAAAGA